GUUACGCAGGGAGACACGCCCCACAGAAACCUGACGCUCCCGGAAAACCUUGUGCCGUUUCGCUGCUCAGGUAGUCGACAUAUUCUCGCUAGAUAGGCACUUGGAAACACCUCAGCAGGGAAAUAACCCACACUGCGAGAUAACUCACACGGUUGCAGACGGUUUUGAGAAUAGUUAUUUUUAAGUUUAUUUAUUAUUUCGUUAUUAUUCGCUCAGGUUUGUGCUCGGCAGGUGAAAUUAACAGUAGAAACCCUAACCCCUGGCGCCAGGGGCCUGUCGGCUCACCUUGGAAAACAACCUGGAGAAGUGAGCAAAAACAACAGAAGUCAGAGAAGAGGAAGAAGAGAAGUUUGUGUGCGUGUUUUGAAGAUUGUUUUCACCUUUAGCUGUCUAGUCCGGGAAUUAAGCGACGAUGGACUACAUGGACAGUGGGAUGAGAUACACCCCAAAGUCGGAGACGGACUGGGACACCUCGGUCCAGUUCCUGCCAGCGUCCGAUUCCAAAAAGCUCGAGAAGAAAAAGGGUCCCGGGAAAACGGGCGCUGUGAUAGGUGUGCUGAUCUUUGCCACUGUUGUUGCACUUAUGACCGGAUUGCUGGUCUGGCAUUUCCACUUCCGUAAAGACGUGCGGGUCAAAAAGAUGUACAGCGGCUCCAUGCGGAUCACCAACCAGGUGUUCGAGGACGCCUACGAAGACCCCAAAAGCCCCGAGUUUAAAGCUCUGGCCAAACAGGUGACUUCACAGCUUAAAACCAUCUACUCCAAGACUCCACAGCUGGCCAAAUACUAUGUCGGCUCAACGGUUCAGGCCUUCAGUGAAGGCAGUGUCAUCGCCUACUACCUGUCAGAGUUCAGCGUGCCUGUGGGCCAAGAGGCAGCUGUGGACGCCUCCAUGUCUUCCAUGGACAAGCUGGUGGACAAAGCCCAGCGCACCCUGUUCCCACCUGGCUCCUCCCUCGUCUUUGACGAUGUGGUGUCUUCAGCACUUGAUGCCCGCUUGUUCACAUCAUCAUUCAGCAUGUUUAACAGCUUCUCACAGCACACACGGUCCAACCACAUAGGGACGAUCGAGUCGCCCGGCUUCCCUGACAAACCUUAUCCUCCCGACGCCUUCGUGCAGUGGCGGCUGAGGGCCGACCCGGGCUACGUCAUCAAGCUCGACUUUGACACUUUCAAUCUGGAGGAGAACUGCAGAAAUGACUUUGUCAAAAUCUACGACUCCCUGGUGGCCAUCGAGAGCCGCGUUCUGGAUGAGAUUUGUGGCUACUACUCCCCUAGUGACCCCCUGACCUACUUGUCGUCCCGUAAUGUCAUGCUUGUGACGUUGGUCACAAACGAAAAGAAGAGCUUUCCUGGUUUCAGAGCUCAUGUCUCACAGAUCCCCCGUAGAAGUAAAGAAAUGACUUGUAGCCGCCAGCUCACAGGUUCAAAAGGCAACUUCACCUCCCCCAACUACCCAAAUUACUACCCACCUAACAUUUUCUGUGAAUGGAAGAUCGAGGUCCCUUCUGGUAAAGUUGUGAAGGUGACAUUCAACAAGUUUCUCCUCUCCGAGCCAGGGCAAGAGAACAGCGCCACCUGUGGCAAAGACUACGUGGAAAUUGACAGUAAGAGAGUGUGCGGAGAAAAGCCCGACGGCACCGUGACUCAGACCAGCAGCACCAACCAGAUGAUCGUGGCGUUUCGCUCCGAUGAGUCGUACGUGGACCGAGGCUUCACCGCCGUGUUUGAGGCCGUGGACAAUAACGACCCCUGUCCCAAACAGUUCCAGUGCAAGAACACGCGCUGCAUUAAGUCAGCGCUCAGGUGUGACGGCUGGAACGACUGCGGAGACAUGAGCGACGAGAUGAACUGCAAGUGCAAAACGUCCGACAUCCAGUGUAAGAACGGACUGUGCAAGCCCAGGUUCUGGGAGUGUGACGGCGUGAACGACUGUGGAGACGGCUCAGACGAGAAGAACUGUGGUGGGUGUAAAUCUGGAGAGCUAACAUGUCACAACGCGAAGUGUGUUUCUGAAAAGAAGCGCUGUGACGGCAGAGACGACUGUGGGGACGGCUCAGACGAGCUGGACUGUGCAAGAGUCACAGAAACACGAUGCACAGAUCUGACAUACAGGUGUAAAAACAACAAGUGCAUCAAUAAAGUGAACCCAGAGUGUGACGGGACGAGUGACUGUGACGACGGAUCUGAUGAGGCGAACUGCGACUGUGGCAGGAAUUUGUUCAAGACGUCGCGCAUCGUGGGCGGUCAGGACGCGGAGGAAGGGGAGUUUCCCUGGCAGGUCAGCCUCCAGGUCAAGAAAUACGGGCACGUGUGCGGAGCCUCGAUCAUCAGCCCGCGCUGGCUGGUCACGGCGGCACACUGCGUGCAAGACGACGCCACCAACAGGUUCUCCCAGCCUGGCACUUGGGAAGCAUUACUGGGGCUCCACAUCCAGAAGCAGAUUGGCAGGAAUGUAGUGAGGAGGAACCUGAGGCAGGUCAUAUCCCACCCUCACUACAAUGAGUACACCUUUGACAACGACAUCGCCCUCAUGGAGCUGGACGGUCCCGUGAGCUACACGGACUACAUCAGGCCCAUCUGCCUGCCCGCAGCCCAGCAUGUCUUCCCCCCAGGAAACUCAGUAAUGAUCACUGGAUGGGGAGCCACUCGAGAGGGAGGUUUCGCUGCGACGGUGCUCCAAAAGGCCCAGGUCCGCAUCAUCAACAGCACCGUGUGUAACGAGCUGAUGGGAGGCCAGAUUACGUCACGGAUGAUGUGUGCCGGAGUGCUCAGCGGAGGCGUCGAUGCUUGUCAGGGAGACUCUGGCGGUCCUCUGUCCAGCCCCUCGAGCGGCGGUCGCAUGUUCCUGGCCGGGGUGGUCAGCUGGGGUGACGGCUGCGCCCGCAGGAACAAACCUGGCAUCUACACGACUGUCACCAAGUACCGUGGCUGGAUCAAGGAAAAAACAGGAGUGUAGAGCAGAGGAAACGGGCCAGUGACAUGGACACUAACAUGGACUCGAUGUACUGCAGCACAGAUCUUCUUUUCCAGCUGACAUCAGUGGGGAGGCCUCGACGUCACUCCCCUCCACGGCUGCGGUGGGACGGUGCACCGACUGCUUGGAGAGCAACUGCAUCAAAAGUUUAUGUCUGCUGCAAUUUGAUGAGGAAGGGGAAGACCUGAUUUUGAUUAUAUGUUUUGAACUGUAAAUAAAUGUUUUAUUUUUGUGUUUUUAAGCUGUUGUUGAUGUGCAGUGUGUGUUUUGGAGGACAAUGUUUUAUGUGAUUGUAUGUGACAAUAAUGUACACUAAAGGAUAUGAAAUGCACAAUGCUUCAAGAUGUUGUCCAGCAGUCAUGUUAUAGUUCUGCUGUCCUUUACCAGUGGCUUUAAUAUGAACUGCACCCCCUCUGUCACUACUUGUCUUUGUCCUGAAUUUUCUAAAGGGAAGCAGAAUGACGCAAACUCAAGUCCAUCCUACCUCCUAUGGCUUGGUAUCUCAUGCAUUUAGUUCUUAUGUUGAGAUUUUUGUCCAACCAAGAACCCUGACUUGACGGGAAUGAGUGCAAGUUCCUUAUGUGAUUGUUAGCUUUUAGAUGAAUUUGCUUUUUUUUUCUUUCAGAAUUGCAUUUCAUUUAAAGAUGUGAAAUACUUUUAUAUCAGAAUAAAACAAAGAGAAACAGGUG
This is a messenger RNA of Myripristis murdjan (pinecone soldierfish), 3666 nucleotides long. RefSeq names its product ST14 transmembrane serine protease matriptase a (gene st14a). The transcript is spliced from 19 exons. Gene Ontology annotation, biological process: proteolysis. The record is from RefSeq and is a predicted model, not a curated record. Lineage: Eukaryota; Metazoa; Chordata; Actinopteri; Holocentriformes; Holocentridae. Bases 413 to 2959 code for a protein of 848 amino acids. Gene Ontology annotation, cellular component: membrane. Gene Ontology annotation, molecular function: protein binding; serine-type endopeptidase activity.